Messenger RNA from Lachancea fermentati, 921 nucleotides. NCBI's taxonomy places the organism in Eukaryota, Fungi, Ascomycota, Saccharomycetes, Saccharomycetales, Saccharomycetaceae. The record is from the annotation of a GenBank genome assembly.
AUGAUAGGAAAGCAGCUUCAAAGGUUGGGAAAUAAAUUUUUUAAUAGAUCGGUUUUCUUUUCACCUAUCAAGAGGAAUUUCACAGUUCGGACUUUGAGCCAAUCCGCUCGUCACACUAGACACCGCACAUUUGCUUUGACAACUAGUGGCGUUUUGCUCUCCCUGGGUAUUUACGAAUGGAAAGUAUUAGAAAACGAUUCUAAUGUAAAAGAUGAACCUGCAUCCUCUAUAAAUGUGGAUAAAUCCGUAUCUCCUUUCCCAGCGAUACUAGCUCCUCCGGAAUAUCCGCUCACUGCUAACUACGCACUAUUGGGCUAUGGCACAAGAUCCGUAACGUUCAUCAAUUUCAAAGUCUAUGCUUUGGGUAUUUAUGUUGCUCAAGAUGAUUUGAAGUUAAUUCCUAAGAUUUUAAGCACAAACUUCCUGUCAACCGCAUUCAUUGACACUGAUAAUACCCGCAGCCACGCAGAAAACGUAGAAGCUGCUUUAAAAGAUGAUCAAAAAUCACGAGUACUAGUAAGUAAUCUAAUUGACGCAGGAGUUAGAAUGGUUGCCAAGAUCACACCCAUUAGAAAUACUGAUUUCAAUCAUUUGAAGGAAGGAUUAAUAAAGUCAAUUUUGAAACAUCCAGAUGCGAAGAAAGACCAAGAAAAACUAUCCAGGGGGUUACAGGAACUAAAGGAUGCAUUUAUAAGAAAAGGCUCUGUUCCCAAGAAUGACGAUCUAUUAUUAGAACUCCAAGCUAAUGGAAGUCUUCAAAUGUACUACUGGAGCCGCAAAAGCAAAAAAAUGAUUGAACUAGGUCGCGUGGAUGAGCCAUUCAUCGGAAAACUUCUUUUCAGUGAAUAUCUCAGCGGGCCCAAACCGUUGAGUAAGGGUACCAGGGAUACGUUUGUCUCUAAAAUCUCGAAAAUGUUUUAA